Paraglomus brasilianum is the source of this 297-nucleotide messenger RNA. The record is from the annotation of a GenBank genome assembly. NCBI's taxonomy places the organism in Eukaryota, Fungi, Glomeromycota, Glomeromycetes, Paraglomerales, Paraglomeraceae.
AUGGCAUUCUUUCCAUUUGGCGGUUCGGCAGCGAACCAGACAGUUAAUCCCCAAAAUGUUGCCAUAGUGGAACAAGAAAUGGAGAUGAUAACCGACACCUAUCAUCGUAUAGUGGAUUCUUGUUAUAAGAAAUGUAUACCACCCAAAUACAUCGAACCAGAGCUAAACAAAGGCGAAUCAGUAUGUAUCGACAGAUGUGUUGCCAAGUUCUGGGAUGUUUAUACAAAAAUCAGUGAAUCUGUCGCCAAGAAGGGGCAGCAACAACAGGCCGCUGGGGGAGGAUUCGGGAUGAUGUGA